This is a messenger RNA of Drosophila virilis, 1499 nucleotides long. Its product is annotated as methionine aminopeptidase 1D, mitochondrial. The record is from RefSeq and is a predicted model, not a curated record. Lineage: Eukaryota; Metazoa; Arthropoda; Insecta; Diptera; Drosophilidae. Gene Ontology annotation, cellular component: mitochondrion; nucleus. Gene Ontology annotation, biological process: proteolysis. Gene Ontology annotation, molecular function: metalloaminopeptidase activity.
CCAAUUGGAGCGAUAACAAGAUUGCAAUAAUAAUAUUUUGAAAGGAAAAAAAAAAUUGAAAAGCACAAUAUGUCCUUAAAUUUUCGAUAUCAUAUAUUAAAGAGCGUCAAACCAUACACCAUAUACAUUCCACAAUUAAAUAAAUCAGCGCUUCGAGUCUUAAUACAAGUCUCUGUGCAUUACAUUGAGACAAAAAAAUCAUCAGCCGACGUUUUAGCACUUGCAAUUAACAAACUGAAAAAUGCAGGCCACGAAGUACCUAAGAAUUUUUGCGAAUUAUUUACAAUGGUGCUGCUGAUUAUGCAAAUAUAUUUGCGAUACCCAAAAGGUGUGGUCAAGGACCAGGAGCUGCGUCAGUGCUUAACUGAGGAUUUGUGCUUCACAGAUGCGUGCGCUGAGGAUUUAACCAAGGUGCUGCUCAAUCACCGCGCCACGCUUAGCAGAAAUUUUGCGGAAACCAAAAUGGAAAGAGCAAAAAUGCUGGACAUGCAAUGGCGCAUCAACAUUUCCCUGGGCUCAACAGACAAGGGCAAAUGGGAAUUAAUAAGCGCCGCCGGCAAAGUUUCUAAUGAACGCAACGUACCCGAGCACAUACAGAAGCCGCCGUACUAUUAUAAAGAUAUGCCGGCAGGCAAUACAUUAGGAACUCCUGAAAUCAAAAAUGAGGAGCAGUUAAAUCAUAUGCGUUCCAGCGGCAAGCUGGCAGCACAGAUUCUCCGGGAGUGCGGCAAAAUGGCAAAAAUUGGAAUAACUACGGAUGAGAUUGAUGACUUUGCGCACCAGCGUAUCAUUUCAGAAAACGCCUAUCCAUCUCCACUUCGAUAUGUUGGAUUCCCGAAAUCAUUGUGCACGUCUAUUAACAAUGUUGCCUGCCAUGGUAUACCGGACGACCGACCCUUAGCCGACGGUGAUAUAAUAAACAUUGAUGUGACCGUCUACCAAAAUGGUUGUCAUGGCGAUUGCUCGGAGACUUUUCUUGUUGGUGACGUCGAUGAGCGUGGACGCUUUCUAGUGGAUUCAACACGCGAUUGCCUAGACAAGUGUAUAGCUCUCUGUGGUCCGGGUGUGCCAUUUAAUGAAAUCGGCAAAUACAUACAGAGAUAUUGCCAAGAGCGUGACCUGGAAUCCGUGGCAGCAUUUAUUGGCCAUGGUAUUGGUAGCUACUUUCACGGUCCACCCGAAAUUUAUCAUUACGCCAAUGAGGCGCCGGGCCGUAUGCAAGCGGGCAUGACUUUUACCAUCGAACCAAUUUUGUCUCUUGGUUGCGGCGAUAUUGGCCUGUUGGAGGACGGCUGGACGGCAGUUAGUUUAGACAAUUCGCGUAGCGCACAAUUUGAGCAUACGAUAUUGAUCACAGAAACUGGCGUUGAGGUGCUAACAAAUGCUGUCUAAAGGAACAACGUUUACAUAAAUAGUGAAUUUUUAUUUGAAGGUGUGUACUAAGGCAUAGUUGACAUAGAAUUCUGAAUAAACACGUAUGCCGGCGGCUUGCAUGAAAA